CCUAGAGGAGAAGAGCAAUGGCGCUGCUGCUGCUGCUGGCGCUCCUGCCGAUCGCGGUGAUUCUCGUCGAUGCCGCGGACAACAAUCCGGUAUUCAAUCCGUGCCGCCAGUUGCUGCCGGUCGGGGGCAAGGAUUCGAUCAGCAUUGCGGUAGGGUACACUGGCGCGCCCUCGGUGUGGUACAACAACUCGGAUCCGUCGCUCAAUCAGCUCUCGCCUUGCGACAACGCGCUCGUCGCUAAAAUGCCGGCGAAUUCCCGGGUUGCCGUGUUCAGGCCUCUGCUGGAUCAAAUCUCGAUGCUGCGGACGAACAAUGCGAGCUAUCUGGAUCUUCACACUGCCGUAAUUUAUCAAACUUCCACGAUCGAAGAACACAGUUUUGUUUUUUUGUUCCAGUUUCCUGGGAAUGCUACUGUGGUUGCGUAUGCUGGGAAUCCCACAAUUGUCUCGACUCCAAAAUACUUCCUCAUUCCUUACGGGAGAAUACCGAUCUACACGCUCGUGAUUGAGCUCAAGAAAGGAGUGCUCAAGAAUUUGCUUUGGAAGGACGAUAAGUGUGCAUCCUGCGGUGGAAAGACGAGCGCUUCGUGCUUCCAAGGUGCCUGUUCGACGUCAGAGUCGACUUGUCUGGAUCCAUCGUCGACAAUUGCGUCGGUAAAAGGCGCUGAUCCGUGCCGAUUUGCCAUAAAUGUCGCGUUCUCUGGGACCGACAAAAACAACGUGGUGAUGGACUCGUGGUACCAGGUGAAGUCCAUGGAGCAGUACUCCAUCACAUCACUCUUUGGACAGGCCGGCAAUGCGCUAUCCCAAGUUGGUCUGUCUAUCAUAGAUGACCAACUUGGUGGGUGACAUAAUCGACCAACCAACCAAGUUCCUGGGUUUAUGGGGGGAUGGGGGGCUGCUCAUGCUGUUUGUCGCAUUCCGACUACUCGAUGCGCUCCUUGUUCGUAAGAGGAGCACGUUUUCGGCGCCUCUCACUUACUUCUCCCAUGGUUGCUGCGCUCUAUAUUUCAUCUAGUGCAUGGUACGCUCGAGAGUUCUUUUCAGCGGAAUGAUGUGAUGCCAUAUAGGUGAUCGAUCAGUUCCUCAUUGCCUGCUCGCCCGCCGAAUGUUUUGCCUCUCGUGGCGCCAAUCUCGUGUACCUUUAUGACUGCAGCGACAAUUUCAGCCAUUGCAGAUUGGUUUCCGGACAAGAUCGAGAAAGCUGGCCAACUUCGGCACCGCAGUGGGUCGUCAGGAUGCUCUUACAGAAGUGGGGAUUCUAACACGAAGGUAGUGACGUUACAUUAGCAGGACUCCAGUUACGCUGCGCUCGUAGGUGGAUCUACGAAGCUCGAAGCUGGCCACGGGCUCGCGAAUGGGAUCACGGGAUCCGUAGGUGCUAACUCAGCUCACAGAGCGAGUUGGAGAUGGAGAGGCUCGUGCUGUAUAUCGAGUCGCGAGGCACUACGGCACAGGGAACUAUGUUUCGAGGAGCACAGGGCCAAAGGACAUGUCAUACGUAUAAAUUCUCGGACAUGAUCAAGGAUCAAACAAGCUUAAGCCACAUUGAGCUCUAGUGUGGAUGACGAAUUAAAGCUGGAUCCAGGAUA
This is a messenger RNA of Selaginella moellendorffii, 1591 nucleotides long. RefSeq lists its product as uncharacterized. The record is from RefSeq and is a predicted model, not a curated record. Gene Ontology annotation, cellular component: cytosol; nucleus. Bases 18 to 848 code for a protein of 276 amino acids. Gene Ontology annotation, molecular function: metal ion binding. Lineage: Eukaryota; Viridiplantae; Streptophyta; Lycopodiopsida; Selaginellales; Selaginellaceae. Gene Ontology annotation, biological process: tRNA wobble uridine modification; protein histidyl modification to diphthamide. The transcript has 9 exons.